Messenger RNA from Lineus longissimus, 2655 nucleotides. Its product is annotated as medium-chain acyl-CoA ligase ACSF2, mitochondrial-like. The coding region runs from base 551 to 2287 and encodes 578 amino acids. NCBI's taxonomy places the organism in Eukaryota, Metazoa, Nemertea, Pilidiophora, Heteronemertea, Lineidae. The transcript has a single exon. The record is from RefSeq and is a predicted model, not a curated record.
UGUACAGACCGGGGGAGCUGGCUGUACGUACCCAUAAGUCUUUGCGGUAGUCUCGCGCGUACCGGAUAUAACCUAUCAAGCUUUUCUCCUUCAGAGAAAUACUGCGUUGCGCUCAACUGCCAAUUAUGCAUUAGUCUGGUGGACACGAGGUUGGCCUUAAACUUGCUUGAAAUCGAAAAUUUGGACAACACACGUGUACUACAGCGCAAACGGCAGCAUUCUGACAUAUAGAAACAUGUGGUCUGAUUCUAUUUUUACUUGUCAUUUAGUGAUCACGCGUCCAACCUCGUAUGCAGGGUAAUGUGGCUUUCUCAUUGGUCGAACGUUAAUUUUGUUCACAGCCUUAUAAGGCACUUGAGCGCAACGCAGUAUUUCUCUGAAGGAGAAAAGCUUGAUGGGUUAUAUCCGGUACGCGCGAGACUACCGCAAAGACUUAUGGGUACGUACAGCCAGCUCCCCCGGUCUGUACAUCUUGAUUGUAGUAUACUCAUGCUUAUAAAUCACAUUUGAUCACCCGUUCGAAGAUCUACAGCUACGGACUUGAAUUAGUAUGCCUUCUUCAAAGCUGACUCGAAGUUAUUACAGGUCCCCAUCGUGGGGCGUUGAUCCCAUGCAAUACACGCCUGCUGAACUGCUCGACAUCCGUGGAGCAGCCAACCCCGACAAAGAGGCAAUAGUGGUCCUGGAUGUCGACAAGCCAAGACAAGCAAUCACAUUCGGUGAACUGAAGACCAAGACAGAGCAACUGGCCGCAGGGUUGAUACGCGAAGGUCUGCAGACUGGAGACAGGGUGGCACUUCUCUGCCCCACCUCACUCGAGUAUUCAAUCUGUGAGUAUGCAAUGGCCAGGACCGGUGCCAUCUUGAUUCGAUUCCACGUCAGUGUUAAAUCCAGUGAUUCAGUGAAGUUUGUACUGAAUCACACCAGGUGUCGCUGGUUGAUUGCACUUCCUGGUGACAAGGAUGAGAAUUACCGCCUUCUGGCGGAGAUGAUACCUGGUUUAGCGAAACAAGGACCAUUAAUCAAACUGACGGCAGAUUUGCCCAAUUUGGAAACAAUCUUCUUGAUUUCCUCCGAUGCCGAUUCCUACCCUGGCACAGUACCAUGGACUACACUAUUCACAGGAAUCCAAGAUGGCGAUCUGGACACGAUGCGGAAGCACCAGGCAACCAUUGACAGUGACAUGAUCCAUGGCUGCUAUUGUACUUCCGGGAGUACGGGAAAUCCGAAGUUUGUGGCUAUUUCGGGUCACUGGAUGACCAAUAGUUUCCGUGCAUUCUUCAAGAGGUUGGGCGUAAACGAAUCCGACAGAAUGAUGUCUGAUCGACCGAUGUUUUAUGUCGGUGGUAGUACCAUUCCAAUGCUGAGCAUCGGGUGUACAUUCGUUUCUGUCAAGACUGCAACCACAGGCCCCGAAGCUCAGAAAGGCCUCAACUUCUAUUUCAAGUGUUUAGAGGUCGAGGGCAUUACUGUUCCCUACACGCUACCGUACAUGUUGCCGGAGCUUCUUGGACGUAUCCGAGAUGGCAUGGACGUCAGUAAGAUAAAGGUUGGCAUGACCAGCGGACAGGUGAUUCGGGGGGACAUGUUGCGAAGCUUUUAUGAGUUGGAUUUUCCAAUAGUGAACGAGUACGGGGGCACAGAGGCAGAGGGAAUCUGCUCGACUCUUCUCAGUGAUCCCAUUGAUAUUAAAGUUGCGAAGACAGGCAUCGGUCUUGACAAUGAGAUAAAGAUCAUUGAUGAGAACGGUGUGAUUGUCCCGGUUGGAACCGAAGGGGAGGUGUGCGUCAGGAGCCCGUUCAUGUUCGUUGAGUAUUUAGGAGAUGAGGAGAGGACAAGCCAAGCUAAGGACUCUAUGGGCUGGUAUCACACUGACGACAACGGAGUCAUGGACGAAAAUGGCUACCUGACAAUUCAUGGCAGGAAGUCGGAAGUCAUCACCAAAGCGACGGUGAAGAUUUACCCUUCGGCGAUUGAGAAGGUCAUUCGCGAGCAUACCAAAAUCCGCCAAGUGGUUGCAUCAGGGAUUCCUCAUCCUGUCAUCAAGGAGGAGAUAUGCCUGUGCAUUGUGGCGGAGUCGGGUGCGGAUCUAACUGCGGAGGAUGUGCGUGUUUACUGUAAGGAGAAGUUCCAGGGGGAUGAGACGGGUUCGGGUUCGAUGCCUGACUAUGUCCUGCUGUUCGACAAAUUUCCGGCUGGUGCGACUGCGUGGAAGACAGAGAGGAGAAAGAUACGGGCCGAGGCUGUCCAGCGGAUUGAGGCGGACAGGGAGGGAUGUCGUAUAUAGAGGGAUUCCUUUCGGUAUUGCCGUCAUUGACGGUAACUGAAAUGUCUCGCCAAGUAAAAUUUGAUUCAGUUGAAGCUCAAUUUAUCAUGGUCGUCAACCCAGACUCUCUUCUGUUGCACAUCAUCAUUGUAAUGUGGACAAGCGUGUCUCAAGAAAGUACUGCAAUACGUACAGAAAGAAAGUUCCAAUGGCUUAUACCUUGGGGUCAAUAGUCUCGAGCAGUCCAGUCCAAUGUACAAAUUAAUGCAUUGGUCAAGACGUAUAGGCAUUGAAAUACAUGUACAUGUAAUUGUGAUUUUGUCUGUCUGGUUUCAGAGGUCUUGAAGAAACAUCUUGGAAGUAAAUAGGAAAUUUAAGAAAUGUCUCGA